Molecule: messenger RNA, 518 nt
Organism: Helobdella robusta
Lineage: Eukaryota; Metazoa; Annelida; Clitellata; Rhynchobdellida; Glossiphoniidae
Exons: 4
Coding region: 36-395 (119 amino acids)
Biological process (GO): translation
Cellular component (GO): ribosome; cytosolic small ribosomal subunit
Molecular function (GO): structural constituent of ribosome
Source: RefSeq, a predicted model, not a curated record
CCGCUGUCAUUCAACAAGUCGGCCAGCUUCUAAUAAUGUCCAAUCUAAAAGAUGCAGGUAAAGCUCCAACUGAGGAACCCACGAUCCAUAGAAUCAGGAUCACAUUAACCAGCAAGAAUGUCAAAAGUCUGGAAAAAGUAUGUGGUGAUCUAAUCAGAGGAGCUAAAGAAAAGCAGCUAAAGGUGAAAGGACCCGUCAGAAUGCCAACAAAAAUUCUGCGUAUUACAACACGUAAAACGCCAUGUGGUGAAGGUUCAAAGACGUGGGAUCGAUUUCAAAUGAGAAUUCACAAGAGGCUCAUUGAUUUACACAGUCCUUCUGAGAUAGUGAAACAGAUAACCUCCAUUUCGAUUGAACCUGGAGUAGAAGUUGAAGUGACUAUUGCUGAUGUCUAAGCUCUCUGACUGGACAACGUCUACAAUUUUUUGUGGAUUUUUAUAAAUGCAAUAUAAAGCUUAUAUUGACUGAAUAAUCGUCUUUAAGCUUAAUUGAUGCAUUUGAAAUAAAGCAAAGCUGUU